Erigeron canadensis is the source of this 1687-nucleotide messenger RNA. RefSeq names its product galacturonokinase. Gene Ontology annotation, cellular component: cytoplasm; cytosol. The coding region runs from base 165 to 1460 and encodes 431 amino acids. The transcript has 14 exons. Gene Ontology annotation, molecular function: ATP binding; galactokinase activity. Gene Ontology annotation, biological process: galactose metabolic process. Lineage: Eukaryota; Viridiplantae; Streptophyta; Magnoliopsida; Asterales; Asteraceae. The record is from RefSeq and is a predicted model, not a curated record.
UCACCAAACCAAUCAUAUUUCUAUCCUAAUAAUUCUUCAACCUUACUCCAUAUGUCUAAAUAUCUAUAUCUAAUCUAAAAUCCCAAAUAAAACCCAGAUCCAAAAAUUUAUCAUAUAUAUAUAUAUUUUUUCCAUUCAACUGAGAGUUCGUAUAUCCAAAUAAAAUGGGUGUCUUAUCUUGGCCUUCUGAUUCUGAGUUGGAAAAAAUUAAGAAGAUAGUUGCUGAAAUGGCCGGGGUAGCUGUUAGUGUGGUCAGAAUUGUUGUAUCUCCAUACAGAAUUUGUCCAUUGGGUGCGCAUAUUGAUCAUCAGGGUGGAACAGUUUCUGCCAUGACAAUUGACAAGGGUAUAAUUCUUGGAUUUGUGCCUUCUGGUGAUUCUCAGGUAUUACUUAGGUCUGGACAAUUUAGUGGAGAAGUUUGUUUCAGCGUUGACCAAAUUCAGCUUCCAAAGCAUAUUGACAAGUCAAUUGGCAAUGACAUUCCAUCAGAUACAGAAGAAUGUAAGUGGGGAAGCUAUGCAAAAGGAGCAUUGUAUGCGCUACAACGUGGAGGGAACCAUCUAAAACAGGGGAUCACUGGAUUCAUUUGUGGCACAGAGGGUCUUGAUAGUUCAGGUUUAAGCUCGUCUGCUGCUGUUGGAAUUGCUUACCUCUUGGCUCUAGAAAAUGCAAAUAAUCUUACUAUAUCUCCUACAGAAAAUAUUGAGUAUGAUCGGCUAAUUGAGAACGAAUAUUUGGGUCUGAAAAAUGGCAUAUUGGAUCAGUCAGCAAUAUUGCUUUCGAGUUACGGCUGUUUAACUUGUAUGGAUUGCAAGACCAAAUUACACAAUCUUAUACACCCACCUAAAGUUGUGGAGAAAAAUGCUAAAGCAAAAGUUCCUUACAAGAUUCUAUUAGCAUUUUCAGGCUUAAAGCAGGCUUUGACAAGUAACCCAGGAUACAACCGGAGAGUUACAGAGUGUCGAGAGGCUGCAGAGAUCCUUCUUAAGGCCGCGGGAAAAGAAGCUGAGCCUAUUCUUUCGAACGUUGAACAAGAAGAAUAUGUGGCUCAUAAGUCCAAAUUAGAACCAGAUCUAGCCAGAAGAGCAGAACACUAUUUCUCCGAGAAUAUGCGAGUUAUUAAAGGACUAGAAGCAUGGGGUUGUGGCAAUUUUGAAGAGUUUGGAAAGCUUAUUUCAGCUUCUGGCUUAAGUUCUAUUCAGAAUUAUGAAUGUGGUUGUGAACCACUAAUACAACUAUAUGAGAUACUUCUAAAAGCACCCGGGGUCUAUGGUGCACGGUUCAGUGGAGCUGGGUUUCGAGGGUGCUGUGUAGCUUUUGUGAAAGCAGAUUAUGCAGAAAAAGCUGCUUCAUUAGUCAAAAAUGAAUACUCUAAACUUCAACCCGACCUGGCUCCCCAUCUUAACCAAGAAACAGCCGUUGUGAUAUGUGACUCAGGAGACUGUGCUCGAGUCAUCUGAGGCUGAGACGAACCUAUAAUUUCAUGAAUGAAUGCCCACAUAUGUAACUAAAGUAUGUUAUUUCGUUUAUUUGAUUUUUUUUGUAUCAUAAGCUACUACCACGAAUACUGCGCUGGAGUUUUAGAUUCAUGUACUAUUCUUUCUUUCCUUCUGAUAAAACGGCGAACCAACGGUGUUUACGAACAUUUCUAUCAAAUACCUGAUAUACUUGGAUACCCGAUACCAUA